Pollicipes pollicipes is the source of this 3552-nucleotide messenger RNA. Its product is annotated as splicing factor 3B subunit 3. The transcript is spliced from 20 exons. Gene Ontology annotation, cellular component: nucleus. The record is from RefSeq and is a predicted model, not a curated record. Lineage: Eukaryota; Metazoa; Arthropoda; Thecostraca; Pollicipedomorpha; Pollicipedidae. The coding region runs from base 1 to 3519 and encodes 1172 amino acids. Gene Ontology annotation, molecular function: nucleic acid binding; protein binding.
AUGCACCUGUACAACCUGACUCUGCAGCGUGCCACCGGCAUCACACACGCUGUCCAUGGCAACUUCUCGGGCUCGAAGCUGCCCGAGAUCGUGGUGUCUCGCGGCAAGACUCUCGAGCUGCUGCGUCCCGACCCCAACACUGGCAAGGUGCACACCCUGUUGGCCACCGAGGUGUUCGGCAUCGUGCGCUCGCUCAUGUCGUUCCGGCUCACGGGAGGCACCAAAGAUUACGUGAUCGUGGGCUCCGACUCCGGCCGCAUCGUCAUCCUCGAGUACAACCCGGGCAAGAACCUGUUCGACCGCGUGCACAUGGAGACGUUCGGCAAGAGCGGCUGCCGCCGCAUCGUGCCCGGCCAGUACCUGGCCAUCGAUCCCAAGGGCCGCGCCGUCAUGAUCGGUGAGCGCAGCCAGCGGCCCCGGUCAUGGUAUUUUGAUGAGGCAGCGCAAGACGCCGACUCGGACCCGACCGGCGAGGCGGCGCAGAAGACGCAGCAGACGCUCACCUUCUACGAGCUGGACCUGGGCCUGAACCAUGUGGUGCGCAAGUACUCCGAGCCGCUGGAAGAGCACGCCAACUUCCUGAUCUCGGUGCCGGGCGGCAACGACGGUCCCAGCGGCGUGCUCGUCUGCUCCGAGAACUACAUCACCUACAAGAACCUGGGCGACCAGCACGACAUCCGCUGCCCCAUCCCACGCCGCCGGAACGACCUGGACGACCCAGAGCGAGGCCUUAUCUUCGUCUGCUCGGCCACGCACAAGACCAAAUCCAUGUUCUUCUUCCUGGCACAAACCGAGCAGGGCGACAUCUUCAAGAUCACGGUUGAGACGGACGAGGACGUUGUGACAGAGAUCAAGCUCAAAUACUUCGACACUGUGCCGGUAGCCGCAUCUAUGUGCGUUUUGAAGACUGGCUUCCUGUUCAUCGCAUCAGAGUUUGGCAACCACUACCUGUACCAGAUCGCCAACCUGGGCGACGACGAUGACGAGCCCGAGUUCAGCUCGGCCAUGCCGCUGGAGGAGGGCGACACGUUCUUCUUCGCGCCGCGGCCGCUGCGCAACCUGGUGCUGGUGGACGAGCUGGAGUCGCUGUCGCCGAUCCUCAGCUGCCAGAUCGCUGACCUGGCGAACGAGGACACGCCUCAGGUGUACUCGCUGUGCGGCCGCGGUCCGCGCUCCUCGCUGCGCGUGCUCCGCCACGGCCUGGAGGUCAGCGAGAUGGCCGUCUCCGAGCUGCCCGGCAACCCGAACGCCGUCUGGACGGUGCGCAAGCGGGCCGACGACGACUACGACGCGUACAUCAUCGUGUCGUUCGUGAACGCCACGCUGGUGCUGUCCAUCGGCGAGACGGUGGAGGAGGUGACCGACUCCGGCUUCCUGGGCACCACGCCCACCCUGUCGUGCUCGCAGCUCGGCGAUGACGCGCUCGUCCAGAUCUACCCGGACGGCAUCCGUCACAUUCGGGCGGACAAGCGCGUCAACGAGUGGAAGGCUCCGGGUAAGAAGACUAUCGUCAAAUGCGCCGUCAACCAGCGCCAGGUGGUGAUCGCGCUAACCGGUGGCGAGGUGGUCUACUUCGAGAUGGACACGACGGGCCAGCUGAACGAGUACACGGACCGGCGGACGAUGUCGUCGGACGUGGUCUGCAUGGCGCUGGGCUCGGUGCCGCAGGGCGAGCAGCGCUCGCGCUUCCUGGCCGUCGGCCUCACCGACAACACGGUCCGCAUCAUCUCGCUGGACCCCAGUGCGCUGCCGGCGGCGCCCGAGUCGCUCUGCGUGGUCGAGAUGGGCGGCACGGAGGGCGCCGACGGCGAGCCCGGCCUGCAGGGCUCUCUCUACCUCAACAUCGGACUCCAGAACGGCGUGCUGCUGCGCACCGUGCUGGAUCAGGUGACUGGUGACCUGUCGGACACGCGCACUCGGUACCUCGGCUCCCGGCCCGUCAAACUCUUCCGCGUGCGCAUGCAGAACAACGAGGCGGUGCUGGCCAUGUCCAGCCGGUCGUGGCUCAACUACUACUACCAGAGCCGGUUCCACUUGACGCCGCUGUCGUACCAGUCACUGGAGUUUGCCAGCGGCUUCGCCUCCGAGCAGUGUCCCGAGGGCAUCGUGGCCAUCAGCACCAACACGCUGCGCAUUCUGGCGCUGGAGAAGCUCGGCGCCGUCUUCAACCAGAUGUCGUACCCGCUCGAGUACACGCCGCGCAAGUUCGCCAUCCACCAGGACAGCGGCCACCUGGUCAUCAUCGAGACCGACCACAAACGCCUACACCGAGGAGACGAAACAGGCGCGCAAGCUGCAGAUGGCCGAGCACUGACGACCCCGCCCGUCGGCCCGCAGGAGAUGAAGGAGGCGGCCGGUGAGGAGGAGGCGGAGCUGGCCGACGAGAUGGCGCAGGCCUUCCUCUCGGAGAAUCUGCCCGAGACGAUGUUCGGCGCGCCCAAGGCCGGGCCCGGCAUGUGGGCUUCGGUCAUCCGCGUCAUGGAGCCGGCCGACGGCCGCACCACCCACCUGACCCGGCUCGAGCAGAACGAGGCCGCGCUCAGCAUCGCGCUCGUCAAGUUCGCCAGUCAGCCGGAGACGGACCAGUACGUGUUGGUCGGUGUGGCCAAGGACUACCAGCUCAGCCCCAAACAGGUCGACUGCGGCUACAUCUACUGCUACAAGGCACGACGCUGCAGGUUCGUGCACCGGACCGAGGUGGAAGACGUGCCAACGGCCAUCUGCCCGUAUCAGGGCCGUGCGCUCAUCAGCGUCGGCAAACUGCUGCGCAUCUACGACCUGGGCAAGAAAAAGAUGCUCAGAAAGUGCGAAAACAAGAGCAUCCCGAACCACAUCGUCAGCAUCCAGGCGCUGGGUCAGCGCGUGUACGUGGCGGACGUGCAGGAGUCCGUGUUUUUCGUGCGCUACAAGCGCCAGGAAAACCAGCUGAUCCUGUUCGCCGACGACACGAACCACCGCUGGGUGACGGCCACCUGUCUGCUCGACUACGACACGGUGGCGGCGGCGGACAAGUUCGGGAACGUGGCCGUGCUGCGUCUGCCCACCGGCACCAACGACGACGUGGACGAGGACCCGACAGGCAACAAGGCGCUGUGGGACCGCGGUCUGCUGGGCGGUGCCUCGCAAAAGGCCGACGUCCUCUGCCAGUUCCACAUCGGCGAGACGGUGCUCUCGCUGCAGAGGGCGACGCUGAUCCCGGGCGGCAGCGAGUCUCUCGUGUACACCACCAUCUCAGGCACGAUCGGCGUACUGGUGCCGUUCACUUCGCACGAGGACAUGGACUUCUUCCAGCACCUGGAGAUGCACAUGCGCUCGGAGAACGCGCCGCUGUGCGGCCGCGACCACCUCUCAUUCCGCAGCUACUACUUCCCCGUCAAGAACGUGCUGGACGGCGACAUGUGCGAACAGUACAACACAAUCGACAUGGCCAAGCAGAAGUCGAUCGCCGAAGACCUGGACCGCACCUCGAGCGAAGUGUCCAAGAAGCUUGAGGACAUCCGGACCCGCUACGCUUUCUAAGUGGCGGCGUCUGUCCCGUCGAUGGUGUCCGGG